AUGUUGCCGCGUUGGGCAUUGGAGCACAAAUUUCAAGAUGAAACCAGGAAUCGCACCAUCACAUACCACGAUUUGUGUCCAAAUACCCCUAUGAUAUUCUUUAAUCACUAUUGGGAGGAACUCCCCGAUGCUCCGGACUGGCCAGCAGCUAAACCACUCUAUUUGAUGCCCAACAUGGAGAUGUACGAGCUCGAGAGCGAACACUAUUGGAGAGCAGAUGUGAUUCUCUGCAAAACAGCGCUUUGUGCGAGAUAUUUACGAAAAUGGUUCAAACAAGAGGGAAAUCCCAGAGGAACCAGAGUACUGUACACCCGCCACACGACGUCAAACUUAGCGUUAACGUACAAGAGCCAAUUAACGCCAAGCGAGAGAGAAGCGAGACCGGAGAAAAACUUUUCAGACGUGACGUUCCUCCACACAGCAGGCACGAGUAUCCAAAAGGGAACGCGACAGGUGCUGGACUGUUGGUUGUCCAGACCCGAUCUGCCUCGACUGGAGCUGCACAUGGCUCAGGAUCUUUUUGACGGUGCAUUUAAAGCGAAGUAUUCCAAGAGGAUAGACAACAGCAAGAACGUAGCUCUACACACAGGACGACUGGAACCUGCUGAGUUCGGACGUCUUAUCACCGAUGCCGCAUAUUUCAUGUGCCCGAGUUUACAGGAAGGUUACGGACACUACAUCAACCAGGCGCGGUCUUCUCGUGCACUGAUUUUUACGACGGAUGUACCGCCGAUGAACGAGUUGAUCACUCCGUCGUCUGGUGCGCUGAUCAGGGCGAGAUCCAUCGCACACGAGCCUCAGUUUUUAGGUGGAAAAUCCAAGAAGGAGCACGCUCUGAGAGGCGUCCCUGGUUUCGUUGCUGACUUUGGUGGUCGCUCGGUAUGUGAUGCAGUGACGAAGAUGUUGGAGACCACAACACCCGAAGAACGUGCCCAGCGCGCCGACAGGGCCUUGCAGCAAUACUACUUUGACACAGUCUUCUUCGCUCAAAAAAUGCAGGAACUCCGUGAUUUUGCGCGUGCUCACAGCCAUCUCGGCCGGUUGCACGGCACGUUGAGACGACACGGGGAUACGCCUCAACCGGCCGAACAGUGA
This is a messenger RNA of Phytophthora nicotianae INRA-310, 1095 nucleotides long. RefSeq lists its product as hypothetical. The transcript has a single exon. Bases 1 to 1095 code for a protein of 364 amino acids. NCBI's taxonomy places the organism in Eukaryota, Oomycota, Peronosporomycetes, Peronosporales, Peronosporaceae. The record is from RefSeq and is a predicted model, not a curated record.